Otolemur garnettii (small-eared galago) is the source of this 1610-nucleotide messenger RNA. RefSeq names its product calponin 1 (gene CNN1). Gene Ontology annotation, biological process: actomyosin structure organization. NCBI's taxonomy places the organism in Eukaryota, Metazoa, Chordata, Mammalia, Primates, Galagidae. Bases 185 to 1078 code for a protein of 297 amino acids. The transcript is spliced from 7 exons. The record is from RefSeq and is a predicted model, not a curated record. Gene Ontology annotation, molecular function: actin binding.
GUGGGGGGUGCUCCGCCCCUUGGCAGGCCUCUAUGGCCAAUGGAAUGGCCUUAGAAGAGACCCGGGUGCCUCCGGAGCUUCAAAAACGUGUGAGGAGUGAAGAGGGUGCAGUCGGAGCUUCAGCUGCUGCAUUAGUCCUCAGCGUCAGUGCCACCGCUGUCCCAGACACAGUCCACCGGCCAGCAUGUCCUCUGCUCACUUCAACCGAGGCCCUGCCUAUGGGCUGUCAGCCGAGGUCAAGAAUAAGCUGGCCCAGAAGUACGACCUCCAGCGGGAGCAGGAGCUGAGAGAGUGGAUCGAGGGGGUGACAGGGCGCCGCAUUGGCAACAACUUCAUGGAUGGCCUCAAGGACGGCAUCAUUCUUUGCGAGUUCAUUAAUAAGCUCCAGCCAGGUUCUGUGAAGAAGGUGAAUGAGUCCACCCAAAACUGGCACCAGCUGGAGAACAUUGGCAACUUUAUCAAGGCCAUCACCAAGUAUGGGGUGAAGCCUCAUGACAUCUUUGAGGCCAAUGACCUGUUUGAGAACACCAACCACACUCAGGUGCAGUCCACCCUCCUGGCCCUGGCCAGCAUGGCCAAGACGAAAGGAAACAAGGUGAAUGUGGGGGUGAAAUAUGCAGAGAAGCAGGAGCGGAAAUUUGAGCCUGAGAAGCUAAGAGAAGGGCGGAACAUCAUCGGACUGCAGAUGGGCACCAACAAGUUUGCUAGCCAACAGGGCAUGACAGCCUAUGGCACUCGGCGCCACCUCUAUGACCCCAAGCUUGGCACAGACCAGCCCUUGGACCGGGCCACCAUCAGCCUGCAGAUGGGCACCAACAAGGGUGCCAGCCAGGCCGGCAUGACUGCACCAGGGACCAAGCGCCAGAUCUUUGAGCCUGGGCUGGGCAUGGAGCACUGUGACACACUCAAUGUCAGUCUGCAGAUGGGCAGCAACAAGGGGGCCUCACAGAGGGGCAUGACCGUAUAUGGGCUGCCACGUCAGGUCUAUGACCCCAAGUACUGCCUGAAUCCCGAAUACCCAGAGCUAGGCGAGCCUGCCCACAAUCACCACCUGCAUAACUACUACAACUCUGCCUAGGGGCUGGUGGCUUUCCCUGCCUUCCCUGCCCUCCCCCCACCCCACAGGGAGGCUGGCUGCUGCUCUUGGCUGGGCCUAGUGGAGCCUACUAGGUCCAGCCAACCCCCUCUCCCUGCAUGGUACCCUCCAGCCCCCUUGGCACCUGCCUACAGGGUUAGAGUUUGGUGAGAGCAGCCUGAGGGCCCCGGGGGGGGGGCCCUCCCUGUAGUGCUACAGGGUCCAACAUAGAGCUGGGUGUUCCCAACAGCACCCAAAGGAUGCACUGAGCAAAGCUAUUCCAGCUGUCUUUCCACUCCUUCACAAGUGGGUACCCCAGGACUAGAAACCCCCCCCUCCAAGCAAAGCCCCCAGAGCCCAGGCUCGACCUGCCCCACCCUGUCCCUGCAGUGGAAGCAAACUGCAUGCCCAGAGACCCAGCGGACACACGCAGUUUGGUUUGCAGCGACUGGUGUACAUGGAUGUGACAGCAGCGUUUGGAACGCAAGCACUUUUUCUAUUUCACUGGAGCACAAUAAAUGGCUGUAAAAUCACC